AGUUAAGUUCAAAUAAUAUAUAAGUGAUCAAUUGAUUGUGUGUUAUGUGUAAACAAGUUUUGUUAGAAAAUAUUGGUCACUGAUAAAGAGUAUGGAUAUUCUACUUUUGUGCUGCUUUGAUAAUUCAUUCAUAAUUUUGAAUCAUACAUGAGUGUAUAUGGAGUGUUUUGAUACCUGUGACUACUAAAGACAGAUUGCAGUGAUCAAUGCACAAAGUAUUGGUAAAUUAAGAACUGAAGAUGCCAGGAACAUUGACCUACCCAAUAUAUGCUGGGGUCGAGUCAUCUCCACAAAGACAACGAUCCUAUAGUUGGAGUAAUCAACAGCGUACCCUAUCUCAUGUAUUGCCAACUCAUAGAAGACCUGGCCGUGUAUCGUUAGCAGAACCUGUGAGAGAUGAGACUACCAGUAAGCUGAGAUUAAAGGUGAUCGCUGGGCACCAAUUAGCUAAGAAAGACAUUUUUGGUGCAAGCGAUCCUUAUGUACGUGUUGAUUUAAAUACUGUAAAUGGUGAUCAGACAGUGGAUUCUGCACUUACAAAAACUAAAAAAAAGACUUUGAAUCCUGUCUGGGAGGAGGAAUUUAUAUUUAGAGUUAAGCCUGUUGAUCACAAAUUGGUGCUACAAGUUUUUGACGAGAACAGAUUGACAAGAGAUGAUUUUCUUGGAAUGGUGGAAUUAACAUUAAUCAAUCUACCUAUAGAACAAGAGGGUCAAACAAUCCCUGCUAGACGCUACUUACUUCGACCACGUAGUAAUCAUUCCAGUCAGCGUUCGAGAGUAAAAGGUACUUUGGAAGUAUACCACGCAUACAUUUCGGAUACGGUGACCGUAGAGACUGACUAUAGGGAUGCUGCAGUUGACACAGGAGGAUGGGAAAUGGUACAACCAGUACAUGUCAACCAUCCCAUGCAGACAGUUAUGUUUGACUCGCCGUUACCACCUUUACCACCAGGAUGGGAAGAAAGACAAGAUGCAAAUGGGCGAACGUAUUACGUUAAUCAUAUAGCACGAUUCACCCAAUGGGAACGACCAUCGGAAUCUAAUACUUCACCCAGUGGAAAUGUUGAAGUUGACCGAAAUUUCAGUACUGCUGCAACUGAAUUUCAGCGACGUUUUCAUAUAAGCGCAGAUAACGAAAACAGACACAGAAGUUCGAUUAAUCAGGAUGGUGAAGUACUCCGCAAGGAAGAUGAAGAUUCGGAAGCAAGAGAUAAUGAGAUUGAGAAUCAUAGGGGAGGGGGUAUUGGGGAUACUUCUUCAGACUCCGGACGUUCUGUUGAUCAACAUGGCUACCUUAGUGAAUGCGAAGACCAGACCGAUGAUAACGUAGAUAGUCCCGCCGGAUCUAGACGAUCCUCAGAACAGAUUGAAGCCCACAAACCCACCCUUCCCCUGCCAAGCGACGAAGGAUUGCCACCUGGAUGGGGUAUGCAAAUGGCACCGAAUGGUAGAGUCUUUUUUAUUGAUCAUAACGAAAGGACAACAACAUGGAUCGAUCCCCGAACGGGACGUCCAAGUUCGAUACCUAAUAACAUUGCUCCUUCAACUACACCAAGAAAUAAUUUAGACCAACUUGGACCACUUCCUGAAGGUUGGGAAGAACGGCUUCAUACAGAUGGCAGAACAUUUUUCAUCGAUCAUAAUACAAGAACAACUCAGUGGGAAGAUCCACGCAUGUCCAAUCCACAAAUUGCUGGCCCGGCUGUACCAUAUUCGCGAGAUUAUAAGCGUAAAUAUGAAUAUCUCAAAUCUCAACUGAGAAAGCCUAACAAUGUUCCUAAUAAAUUCGAAAUAAAAGUUGGCCGAAAUAAUAUUCUCGAAGAUUCGUAUCGUAUAAUUAGUUCUGUUAAUAGAGUGGAAAUAUUAAAAACCAAAUUAUGGGUUGAAUUUGAAGGAGAAGUCGGUUUGGAUUAUGGAGGUCUUGCCCGAGAAUGGUUUUUCCUUCUGUCGAAAGAAAUGUUCAAUCCUUAUUAUGGAUUGUUCGAGUAUUCUGCCACGGACAAUUAUACUCUACAAAUCAAUCCUUUCUCGGGAGUAUGCAACGAAGAACAUCUAAAUUACUUUAAAUUUAUUGGGCGUAUAGCGGGCAUGGCUGUUUACCACGGAAAGUUAUUAGAUGCGUUUUUUAUUCGACCAUUCUAUAAGAUGAUGUUAGGUAAAUCUAUCGAUUUAAAGGAUAUGGAAAGCGUUGAUUCAGAGUAUUACAAUUCGUUAUUGUGGAUUAAAGAAAAUGAUCCUAGCGAAUUAGAACUCACAUUCUGUGUAGACGAAGAAAGUUUUGGACAUACCUCCCAAAGAGAGCUUAAGCCUGAUGGUGCUAACAUACCAUUAACAGAUGUGAACAAAGACGAGUACAUAGGUUUAGUUAUACAGUGGCGGUUUGUAUCAAGAGUUCAAGAACAAAUGAAUGCAUUUUUGGAAGGAUUUAACGCUCUUAUACCACCGACAUUAGUGAAGAUAUUUGACGAACACGAAUUAGAAUUGCUGAUGUGUGGUAUUCAACAUAUUGACGUGAAGGACUGGAAACAGAAUACGUUAUACAAAGGAGAUUAUCAUGCCAAUCAUCUUGUCGUCCAAUGGUUUUGGCGAGUGGUACUUUCGUUUAGCAAUGAAAUGCGCUCUAGGCUUUUACAAUUCGUUACUGGGACAUCGCGGGUACCGAUGAAUGGUUUUAAGGAACUUUACGGUAGCAAUGGACCACAGCUGUUUACAAUCGAAAAAUGGGGCACACCAGACAAUUAUCCGAGAGCUCAUACUUGUUUUAAUCGUAUCGACCUUCCUCCUUAUGAAAGUUAUCAACAACUCAGGGAAAAAUUGAUAAAAGCAAUUGAAGGUUCACAAGGUUUUGCUGGAGUGGAUUAGCACGAAAUACCCCUUUUCAUGAUGAUAUCUGUAAUAUAAUGUACAUAUAUACAUACACAUAGAUACACAACUAUGUAUACUGUCUAAUAUGAUUAACUAUUUAACAGGAUUAACAUUUUUCUGCACUCCGAAGACUUAGGUGUCUUUCGACUGCUAGUUACAUCAUUGAGACAAAUCAAUGAAAAGUAUCUUUAAACACUACUUAACUGUUAUCAAUAAUUCAAAAAAAUCUUAUGCAUAGUGCACUUUUAAAAUUAUAAGCUAUAUUUAACAAAAUGUUUGCAAGUAAUCUCAAAUGCUGUUUCGAAGCAGUUGACGAAUUACAAUUUAUUAACUUGUUCACUUUCUAUUUGUAAUUUCAUGUUUUGACUAUUACGCUUUGAAGAGGUUUUUGGGGAAAAAUUUUCGUUGUCACGAUAAAAAAAAAAAUUAAUUUGAUUGUAAUUGUAAAUAAUUUUAAGAUAAAGUAAUACCGUAUUAAUUAAUAUCCUACUUUGUUGAUAGCGCGAAAAAUGCCUUGUUACGGAAGGAAUUUAUGAACAGUAUAAGUUCACAGAUUUAAGAGAUACAAUUUUAAAUGAAAGUAAAGCAUUAAAAAAAAAGAUAUUAAUUGCAUUAUAUAUUUGUCAUAGUUUUUCAAAACGUAUUGAAUUUCAAUUAUACUCGAGCUAUUUUAUGAAACAAGCAAAAACAA
Molecule: messenger RNA, 3558 nt
Organism: Hylaeus anthracinus
Lineage: Eukaryota; Metazoa; Arthropoda; Insecta; Hymenoptera; Colletidae
Gene: Nedd4
Product: E3 ubiquitin-protein ligase Nedd-4
Exons: 16
Coding region: 240-2864 (874 amino acids)
Biological process (GO): ubiquitin-dependent protein catabolic process; regulation of dendrite morphogenesis
Molecular function (GO): ubiquitin protein ligase activity; sodium channel inhibitor activity; protein binding
Source: RefSeq, a predicted model, not a curated record